GUAGUACAAUUUGCAACAGUGAAGAAAUCUUAUACAAAAUUGUGGAACUUAUUCUUUCAUAAUAGCUUUACUUUUUCAAAAGUAAAGAUAGUGUUUGAACGUUUGUAAAAAGAAUAUUUAAGUCAUGAAUAUUGCCGUGUUUACAACCACGGUGCCGACUAUUUGUUUAUGGCUUAAUAAAUAUGGCUUAUCUCAAUGCCGGCUGCAAUGUAAAUACGAAUAAUUCUUCGGACACAAUUGAUGAUACUGAUGUUGCAGAUGAAUUGUCCAUAGUACCCUUUGAUAAAGAUACUUUUGCAAUAUGUGAGUUAUGUGGAAAAGUGGGUCGUCGUGGUCAUUUUUAUCACCGCAAUAAUCGUUUUUGCUCCCUGAGAUGCCACACACGUAAGCAGAGAAGGCGAGAUUGUAACUGGAAAUUUGAGCUGAUGGAAGGAGCUGAUCACAUGGCAGGCUUAAUUCCAUUAGAACCGCUUCCACAACUGCAACACUGGCAGACUGCAUUUAGUGAUUUACAGGCAGGACCAAUAAAGCAGUCUGCAGCAUUGAUAGCAAAUACCUAUGAAUGGAAAGAUGAGUUAUUUGGUUGUGAUUUCCUUGCAGCGCCUGUGAGUCUAUUUAAACAUGCCCCCUUACAUGAAAUGUGGGAUAAUACCUUUGAAGGCAUGAAGGUUGAAGUUAAAAAUACUGACUGUGAUAAUUAUUCUGAGAAAAAUAAUGACUUUUUCUGGGUAGCUUCUGUUUUAAAGGUUAAAGGUUAUAUGGGGCUUCUAAGGUACGAAGGAUUUGGUAGUGAUGACUCAAAAGACUUCUGGGUGAAUUUGUGUUGUUCUGAAGUACAUCCCGUAGGAUGGUGUGCGACAAGAGGCAAGCCACUUAUACCACCAAGGAGUAUAGAAGAUAAAUAUACGGACUGGAAAAAGUUUCUAGUUAAACAGUUGACAGGUGCUCGUACUUUACCUGCUAAUUUCUACAGUAAAUUAAAUGAUAGCCUUGUAUCAAGGUUUUCUGUUGGUUCUAUUAUGGAAGUGGUAGACAAAAAUAGAAUUUCUCAAGUUAAGGUGGCUAGUGUUUCUGAAAUAGUGGGUAAAAGGUUACAUGUAAAGUAUUAUGACAGUUCUCCGGAGGAUAAUGGCUUUUGGUGUCAUGAGGACUCGCCAUUGAUUCAUCCGGUGGGUUGGGCAUUUCAAGUAGGUCACCCUCUUGAUGCGCCGCAGGGAUACUGUCAGAGGGUAGCGAGCGGUAGACUAUUGCCUAACGAUACCACACCGGACAUGUUCUACAAGUACCCAACCAAUGAACCACCUUUGUUCUCCGAAGGGAUGAAGUUAGAAGCAAUAGAUCCGUUAAAUUUAUCCGCCAUAUGUGCCGCCACAGUUAUGCAGAUAUUAAAUGAAGGGUACAUGAUGAUAAGGAUUGACUACUACCCCGCGGAUGCUUCUGGGGCCGACUGGUUUUGCUAUCAUCAAAGAUCACCCUGUAUAUUCCCAGUUGGGUUUGCGAUGGCGAACAACAUACCUCUUGUGCCACCGGCAGGUUUCAGUAUAGAGGAGUUCAGUUGGGAGUCGUACCUGCGCGAGGGUGGCGCGGUGCCGGCGGGGCGGGCGGCGUUCGCGGCGCGCGGUCACGUGGUGUCGCACGGCUUCGUGGCCGGAAUGCGCCUCGAGUGCGCUGAUCUCAUGGACCCGCGUCUCGUCUGUGUCGCCACCGUCGCGAGGGUCGUCGCUGAUUUGCUCAAGGUACAUUUCGACGGUUGGGGGUCCGAGUACGACCAGUGGCUGUGGGCGCACAGCACCGACGUGUACCCGGUGGGAUGGUGCCGCGCUGUGGGACACCGGCUGGAGGGGCCGCUGCAGGCCACUCGCCGCCCCGCGCCCCGCCCCGUGCGGCCCCCGAGGCAGCCCCGUACCUACAGGCUGAACAGGCGACGACGGAAGCAAGUAACAAAAGGUACCCCACACCCUCCAAAUACGACGGAGGAAAGUUCCCAAAAUUCGGACAUGGGUGAAACAAAGGGCGUUUCGCCGCCGACCAGUGCCUCCGAAGUGUCCGCGGAUACGGAGCCCCGACAAGAAGGCAGUGCGCCUGGCGCUGAAGUAGUCUGUAAGAUGGAAGAUGAUGCUGAAGAGUUGAAGGAUGUCCAAGAGGAGCAUAGCGAUAAACAAAGUGAAGCGACCAUGGAUAUAGUGUGUACACCAACAGAAGUAUCUCAGGAUUCGAGUCAGAACACGCAGUCGGACGAAACACCAACAGAUGAGGCAGAAGAAAAAGUGAUACCAAGACUAGUCAACAACACAAUGUCAUUAGAUGUUCUCAAUUCAAUAGAGCCGGAAAACUGGACACAGGCGGAUGUGGCAAAGUUCCUUACAGUUAACGAUUGCCACACAUACUGUGUUAACUUUGCCCAUAUCGACGGAUCAAUGAUGCUGCAGCUGUCUAAAGAUGAAAUCAUCGAACUUCUGGAGAUGAAGGUUGGUCCUUCGUUGAAAAUAUUUGACUUAAUACAACAGUUGAAGUGCAAAAUUAAACAACCUCAGUCACGAAUGUCUAAUUUUAAAUAGUUUAAAUUGCAUAUCAAGUGAAAAUAAAGUGAAAAUACAAAAGGAUUGUUUAGCAUCAAAGAGUUUUGUUCUUAGUCCAUUGUUGUUUUAACAACAUCCUAAUGUAACAGACUGAUAUGAUGUAGUUUUUGUCACUUUGCUGUGUGUAAGGAAUUCACAAUCAUAUCCUAUACUAUAUUUAUAAAGAAAGUGUGCAAGCUAUAAAUAAACAAAUGUGGCUCUUAUUUUAAUGACUUAA
Messenger RNA from Papilio machaon (common yellow swallowtail), 2796 nucleotides. RefSeq names its product polycomb protein Sfmbt. Bases 183 to 2558 code for a protein of 791 amino acids. The record is from RefSeq and is a predicted model, not a curated record. Gene Ontology annotation, cellular component: nucleus. The transcript has 10 exons. Lineage: Eukaryota; Metazoa; Arthropoda; Insecta; Lepidoptera; Papilionidae. Gene Ontology annotation, molecular function: zinc ion binding. Gene Ontology annotation, biological process: regulation of DNA-templated transcription.